AUGAAUCUAGAGGAAGAGUGGGGCGAAACCAACCUAGAGCUCGACAAACCACCGCCGCUCGAGCACAUCCGGGAGAAGAAUGACAUGAUUGCUCGCUCUCUACCAGAAGACAUGCGCGACGUCACUCCGCUUGCCUUGCUGAGUGAGAGGACGAGGCCGGCGCGGGAUGCAUGGCGGCGCAGCGUGAGCACGAAGCAUCGGAGGAUCAACGAUGAGCUGCCGAGACACAGGUACCUGACGAGGUUCCGGAAGGUCGGCUCGAAAGAUCCGCGUGAGAAUACAGACCGGGAGGUGUGA
Molecule: messenger RNA, 297 nt
Organism: Podospora anserina S mat+
Lineage: Eukaryota; Fungi; Ascomycota; Sordariomycetes; Sordariales; Podosporaceae
Exons: 1
Coding region: 1-297 (98 amino acids)
Source: RefSeq, a predicted model, not a curated record